AUGCCCGACGAAGAAGUCGACGUUCUUAUCUGCGGUAGCGGGUCAGCGGGCCUCUGCGCAGCGGUCUGGCUAGCUCGUUGCGGGGUCAAAUUCAAGAUCCUCGAGCGCCGGGAGGGUCCGCUCCAGCAGGGCCAAGCCGACGGCGUGCAGUGCCGGACGGUAGAGAUUAUGGAAAGUCUGGGGCUGUCGGAGGAUUUGUUGAAAGAAGCGUAUCAUGUUCUGGAGCUCGCAUUUUGGACUCCGGACGGUAACGGCGGGAUCCGGAGAUCCCACCUGGAGCCGGACACGGAGCCGGGGUUGAGUUGGCUGCCCCAUGUAAUCCUGAACCAAGCCCGGAUCAACGAAUUCAUGAUAAAAGACAUCGAACGCGUAUCUGGGCAGCCUCAUAUCCAGUAUGGCAGCGACGUCCAGAGUGUCGAGGUAGACAGCCAGUUAGCCAAGGAUCGAAAGGCUCAUUGCGUCACGGUCAAGGCGGUGGAAAACGGUGUUGAGCGCACGUAUCGAGCGAAAUAUGCCCUGGGUUGCGACGGUGCCCACAGCUCCGUCAGAAAAUCACUGGGGUUCAAGAUGGUCGGGGACAGCACCGACGCUGUCUGGGCCGUGAUGGACGUCUUUGCCAAAACAGACUUCCCCGACAUCCGCAAGAAGUGCGUGCUGCAGUCCUCAGCCGGCAACCUCGUGAUCAUCCCGCGAGAAGGAGACGAGAAAGUCCGAUUCUACAUGGAGAUGCCUGGCUGGGCGGCAAGCGACGUCAAACCCGACAAGGUGAAGCAUCGAGUUGACCAGAUAUUCAGUCCUUACACAGUGGAUAUUGUAGAGACUUCGUGGUUCUCCGCGUAUUCAAUCGGCCAACGCCUCGCAGACAACUUCACCAAAGACCACCGUGUGUUCCUGACUGGGGACGCAUGUCACACUCAUUCCCCGAAAGCCGGCCAGGGUAUGAAUGUGAGUCUUCAGGAUGGAUACAACAUUGGGUGGAAACUCGCGGCUGUGAUAAAAAUGCAGAACGACCCCGCGAUAUUGGAGACAUAUGUCUCCGAGCGGCAAGAAACCGCCAACGACUUGAUUGAGUUCGAUCGCCACUUCACCAACCUAUUUUCAUCAUCGUAUCGGAAGGAACAUGGUGUCACUGCCGAAGACUUUCAGGACUAUUUCAUCAAAUCAGGGAGAUACACUGCCGGGCUCGCAAUAGAGUACAAGCCCUCAAUUCUGAUUUGGCCAAGCGAAGCUGAUCAGCUGGCAUCGGGUGCUACCUCGGAACUGGCUGCUUCUCUGGAACGUCUGAUUCUUGAACGUUUUCACCCAGUGUUGUUGCUCAGGUCCGACCGGAAAGUGCUGGAUGAGAGGAAGAUUCCCAGCUUCUUCAUUCCAAACACAGGGCAUGGAGGAGUGCGACCUAUCUGA
Messenger RNA from Colletotrichum siamense, 1404 nucleotides. RefSeq names its product FAD-dependent monooxygenase terD (gene terD). Gene Ontology annotation, molecular function: FAD binding. Lineage: Eukaryota; Fungi; Ascomycota; Sordariomycetes; Glomerellales; Glomerellaceae. The record is from RefSeq and is a predicted model, not a curated record. The transcript is spliced from 5 exons. Bases 1 to 1404 code for a protein of 467 amino acids.